AUGCGAGACUCCACAGGACCCGUGGAGCUUUCAGAAACAGCUCUGAAGCUGUCGAAGGUGAUCGAGCGCGAGGCCAGACGCCGGUCAGAAUUGCACAGCUCCCGGAAAAUCCGCCUUCAAUCUCAUUUCCCGUCGUUUUCAAGGAUGAAAACUGUGGAGCAGAGUCAGCGAAGCCAGCGGAGUGUACGCAGUCGUCGAUCGAUGUCGGUAACACCGACACCAGAGGAACCCACUAUAGUCACGACAGUGGAGGGCAGUAGUCCUGAACUACCGGCUGUCGACUUGUCCAACGGCACGAAAGGAACUCUAACUCGGCAAUGUUCUAAGACUGUCUCAGAGUCCCAGGCCGACGAUGGCGAAGAGCCCACGAGUUGUAUGCACAAGGUGUGGGUCUUCUUCGAGGACCCUCAGUCGUCUACUCCUGCGUACUACUUCUCGCUGAGCAUCUAUGGAUUCAUCAUAUUGUCUACAUUCGUCUUUGUUGCUGAAACGGAGGCUGUGUUCGACCCCUACAUGUCGGUGCUUAAUGCUCUGGAGGCCAUUUGCGCUGGUGUCUUCUCGUUUGAACUCGUUGGUCGCUUUCUCGUGUGUCCCAGUAAACUGGUCUUCCUCCAAGACAUCUCCAAUUGGGUAGACUUUGUUGCAGUCUUCCCUUUUUACAUGGAGUCAUUGCUGGCUUUCGACAAUGCUGGAUCCCUCGGGGCCAUUCGAAUCGUGAGACUUACCCGAGUGGCACGGGUCCUGAAGAUGUCACGGUACUCAUCAGCCAUUCAAGUUUUCACGCAGGCUAUCUCCAUCAGUAUUAAACCGCUGACCAUGCUGAUCUUCCUAAUGUCGAUCGCGAUGAUUAUUUUCUCUUCUGCCAUCUACUUCGCGGAGUAUACAAGCGAUGGUUGUCGUGCGGAUGGCUGGAUGGGCAAGUGUGACGGGGACGCUAAAACUUCCGACGUGGUGUAUUCCGUCUCUGCUGCAGCGGCAGUCGCAUCGGUGGAAACCAGUGACGCUUGCGUAUGCGUGGAUCCAAACCCAUACCAAGGCAUUGCCACGUCUUUUUGGUGGUGCAUCGUCACCAUGUCAACUGUGGGGUAUGGUGACAUGACGCCUGUGACUUGGACGGGUAAGGUGGUCGGAUGUUGCACUGUUCUGACGGGCAUGCUUGUGCUCGCGCUGCCGAUCACGGUUAUCGGUACCAAUUUCCAGAAAGUCAUGAAAUCGGUCAUGCACGAAACCAUGAAAAGCAAUGUGGACUUCCUCAAAGGGAAACGCAUGAUCUGCCGCAACGAGAUUGAAGCCAUCCUAGAACGCUUCCAUGCUGUCACGGAGGGAAUUCAUCUCGACAUCGACGAUGUAAUUAACGUAUACGACACGGACAACAGCGGUAUGCUCGAGGACGACGAACUCGCAAAGUUUCGCAACGAUCUCGAAGUUCUACAGAACCGCGCCAUUAUGAACCAAUUGGUUGUGCCUGGUGUUGGUCUUGCUCAGCCCAAAGUGUCAUCGUCCAGCUCGUCCCCUCUGAUUAUGCCGGACAAUGAGCUGCUGCUUCGACUGCUCGAUAUGCAGGAGAGUUUCCAGGAGCGGCUUCUUGAAACCGAGCAGCGGCUCGAGUCCAAGCUCAACAACCUGACCAAGAUCCUCAUUCGGCUCGAAGGAAUGAUGGAGGACGAAGACUGA
Messenger RNA from Phytophthora sojae, 1674 nucleotides. RefSeq lists its product as hypothetical. Gene Ontology annotation, molecular function: voltage-gated potassium channel activity. The record is from RefSeq and is a predicted model, not a curated record. The coding region runs from base 1 to 1674 and encodes 557 amino acids. Gene Ontology annotation, cellular component: membrane. Gene Ontology annotation, biological process: potassium ion transmembrane transport. The transcript is spliced from 3 exons. Lineage: Eukaryota; Oomycota; Peronosporomycetes; Peronosporales; Peronosporaceae.